AUGGAGCAUUCGUCGCCGUUGGCUGCCAUGCAGCCGCCGUCCGUCAUGUUUGGUCACUGCUUUGGCUCGGACGCCCCUCAGUUUCGUUCCUUUGGAAGUAUGGGCGGCUUUGGUCCCAGUAGCUUCAAUUUCAAAGAUUUGUCCAUGAAGAAAUCCAGUUCAGAUUACUUUACCGUCAAGCAGAUUCCCGGCCCAUCGCCCGCUGCCAGUCUUGCCGCAGACUUGUCUCAGAACUUCCACAUUGAUCAAAGCCCGCAAUUGGCCACGCCUCGUCGGUCUUUGUUCUCAACCAACCUUUUCUGUGAUGGACGACGUGAAGAAUUCAUGACCACCCCUCCGUUGCCGGCCUCCUCGCCUUGUGUGGACACCAUGGAGAUGUCUCCUCUUCCACACAAGCUUCCGUAUAGUCUAUCUACCGAAGUGAUACUUCACUCUCCCACCCCGGAUUCCCUGGAUUCGCCAAUGGUGGAGGGUAUCCGCAGUCCUCUGCAGGCCUCGCUUAUGGAAGAUGCCCAACCAACCCCCAUUCAAGAACGAAACCGACGACCUCCACUCUUGCGUCCGUCCCUGGUCCGAACCAAAGCUUAUUCCACCCAGUUGGGCGUGCCUCGAAUGGCCCAGGAAAGCCAGGCCCCUCCUUUCAAGUUUGGCAACGGUAGCAGUGGUUUGUCCAACUCCAUGUCUCUCGGUGACAUGUUCAAUGAAUCUCCGCCGCAAGAACGAGUCAUGACAAAGACCUCUUCCGCCAACUUGCUUGGUCCCCGUUUGAGACAGCCCUUCCCCAGCCGAAACAGUGGCUCGGCCUCUCCAGUCCCCAGUGCUGUGCGGAAACACUCCAGCGGAAACCCAUUCAUGCGUCCUCGCAAGCAAUGCCGACGUUCCCUGAGUAUGUUUGAGCACCCGGAGGACGUGGUACGCUCAAAGGAAGCCGAUAUAGUGCCGGAACCCACCCUAGCAUCCAUCAUGGACGAGGAACCUGCCUACCAACUCCAGCUACCCCAUUUUACCCCGGCGGACCAGCCAGACAGCUUGCCACGAAUCAAUAACUCUGUUCUGGUCGACAUCCUUGAUGGCAAGCUCAAGGAUAGCCUACAAAACGUGGUUGUUAUUGAUUGCCGAUUUGAAUAUGAAUACGAGGGUGGUCACAUUAACGGUGCCAUCAACCACACUGACAAAGAGAUCCUGGCCAGUCAGCUUUUUACCGACCCAAAACCAAACACGACUCUUAUUUUCCACUGCGAGUACUCGGCUCACCGGGCACCGAUCAUGGCGUCCUUUAUCCGUCACAAGGACCGCGCGUACAAUAUUGAACAUUAUCCAAAACUGACUUUUCCGGAAAUGUACAUUCUAGACGGCGGGUACAGUGCGUUCUUUGCUGAUCAUCGACCUCACUGCUACCCCCAGAACUAUGUCGAAAUGUCAUCCAAGGAACACGAACAUGCAUGCGAACGAGGGCUUGGAAAAGUCAAACAACGAUCAAAGUUCAUCCGCGCCCAAACCUUUGCCUUUGGACAACAGUCUCCCCCCAUGGAAGACAGCCCGACGGGACGAUGCCGCAAUACCAAUGAGCGACUUCGUGGACUGGAUUCACCAUUUGGCACGCCCGACUCUGGCCGUGCUUCUGGUCGCCGCAUGCUUUCUUAUUAG
Talaromyces rugulosus is the source of this 1647-nucleotide messenger RNA. RefSeq lists its product as uncharacterized. The record is from RefSeq and is a predicted model, not a curated record. Bases 1 to 1647 code for a protein of 548 amino acids. The transcript has 4 exons. Gene Ontology annotation, molecular function: protein tyrosine phosphatase activity. Gene Ontology annotation, biological process: positive regulation of G2/MI transition of meiotic cell cycle; G2/M transition of mitotic cell cycle; protein dephosphorylation. Lineage: Eukaryota; Fungi; Ascomycota; Eurotiomycetes; Eurotiales; Trichocomaceae. Gene Ontology annotation, cellular component: nucleus; cytoplasm.